Striga hermonthica is the source of this 525-nucleotide messenger RNA. The record is from the annotation of a GenBank genome assembly. Lineage: Eukaryota; Viridiplantae; Streptophyta; Magnoliopsida; Lamiales; Orobanchaceae.
AUGCUCCUAGAAAAUUCCCAAAUAUAUGAUCAAAACACAAUUAGUACCACCAUUCACAGUUCAGACAUCUCCCCGGCUCGCCAUCCGCCGUCCGUUCAGGGUUUGAAAAUGGGCAGCAGCUCGUCAGAAGCCGAGUACAAUGCCUUCUUGAAGAAAGUUCAAAGGACAAUCUAUGUCGAUAACUUAUCCCCCCAAGUUACUGAAAUGGUCAUGAGGGCUGCUUUCGAGCAGUUUGGGGAAGUGGUCAGCAUUCAAUUCAUCCAGAACUAUUUCGAGCCGAAAAACAUGCCUGUAGCCGCACUGGUCGAGAUGGAGAGCCCAAAGCAGGCCCAAGCUAUAGUGGGCCAAAUGGAGAACUACCCGUUCAUGGUGUUGGGCAUGCCCAGGCCCAUCAGUAUUCAAGAAAAACCCCUCGACGUUUGCACUUACCUUGCAGAAGCCUACCUUCAAGAAGAAUUGCAGUGUCGAUCCAUUUGUAAGGCAAAAGGCGAACCGCAAAGCGCUAUUUGUAAUUCUAAACGGUAA